GUUGAAUUAUUGAUGAAAUCUUUUUAAUUUAUUAUUAUGGUUUAAAUUUAAUCAUAACAAUUUCUUACAGUUUAAUUUUCUUUAUUGUUGCUACAAAAUGGUUUAAAAUUAGUUUGAAUUUUCCACUUUUUCGUCGCCAAGGGGAUUAUUUGGUUCACUUAUUUAGACUUGGAGUUUGUUUUGGUGGCAAAUGUUAAAAAAAUUAAAUUUAACUUCUCUAACUUUUAAUCUUUUGAAUUAUUGUGCUAAGAAAAAAAUUAAAUUGAAUGGUUCCACGUCAUUUUUUCAUUUGAGCUGUGGGAUGGCCAACUCUAAAUUUGAAUAUGUUCGAGGUUUUGAAGAUGCUUCCGACCCGAUAUUGUUGAAGAACUGUUUUGUUGCUAUUAGAGUUGAUGGUCAAAGAUUCCAUCAAUUUUCUAAAGCACACAACUUCUAUAAACCUAAUGACAAACGAGCUUUGGAUCUGAUGGUGGAAGCUGCUACAAGCGUUAUGAAAUCGUUCUAUCCCUCUAUCAAAAUAGCUUAUGGUCAAAGUGAUGAAUUCAGUUUUAUUGUAUCACGGUCCUCGGAUUUGUACAAUAGAAGAGCAAACAAACUUCUAUCAUUGAUUGUAUCUACCUUUACCUCUUCAUAUGUCUUUCAUUGGUCGAAAUAUUUAAAAGAUGUAGUCCUCAAAUAUCCUCCAGCUUUUGAUGGUAGAUGUGUAAUGUACCCUAGUGAAAAGGAGAUCAUUGAUUACCUAAAAUGGAGACAAGUUGACUGUCAUAUUAACAAUUUGUACAAUACAACUUUCUAUUGUCUAACUGGAGAGUAUCAUUCGUGUGAAGUAAAUGAGAAUAACGAAACUGUUUUCAUUCCAAUGCAGAAUCCUAAACCAUUGAGUAAUUUUGAUGCUCAGGUACGAUUGAGCGGAACCGUAAGCAGUAACAAACAUGAUAUUAUGUUUUUGGAGCACGGAGUCAAUUAUAACAACGAAAGGGAACAAUUUAAGAAAGGUUCACUACUCAUAUUAGAACGUGGUGAUGAUUCUACCAGUAAUGUGAAAAAAAGUUCAAAGAAAAAGUCUACAAAAGAUCCAGAAGACAUCAAGAUUUCCUGUCUCAACAUUGAUGUUGUCAAGAGUUCUUUCUGGGAAGACAACAGUUAUUUAUUGGAAUAAAAUUGAUGGUGGAAGCUUCGAUGGAGUAAAUUCUUAUACCAAAGCAACUUAUGGUCAAAAUAUUCAAUUCAGUUUUAUUGAAUUAUGCUACUUGGAUUCGUAUGAAAAUGAUAUUUCCUAGCUUCUAUGUCUUUGUUAUUAAUCAUCAAAUAUAACCUUUGUAUUACAAUUGAUGAUACAAAAUGUGUAACCGUGUUUGCCGCUUCUUCAUCUUUUUAGAGCGAAGCUACCACAAGACAAGCGCUCGAGUUUUGACUAAACAAUCUCUAAAACUAUUAUAAAAAUUUGUAAAUAGCAUCAGUUUACUGAUAUCUUUAACUUAUAUUUUUUUAGUUGUCUGGUCAAAAAUAGAAAUAAACUUUAAGCCUAGCUCAAUAA
This is a messenger RNA of Tetranychus urticae (two-spotted spider mite), 1537 nucleotides long. It is a transcript of the gene THG, whose product is annotated as tRNA-histidine guanylyltransferase. Lineage: Eukaryota; Metazoa; Arthropoda; Arachnida; Trombidiformes; Tetranychidae. Gene Ontology annotation, biological process: tRNA modification. The record is from RefSeq and is a predicted model, not a curated record. Gene Ontology annotation, molecular function: tRNA guanylyltransferase activity; magnesium ion binding.